Suricata suricatta (meerkat) is the source of this 3713-nucleotide messenger RNA. RefSeq names its product cell cycle and apoptosis regulator 2 (gene CCAR2). The transcript is spliced from 21 exons. Lineage: Eukaryota; Metazoa; Chordata; Mammalia; Carnivora; Herpestidae. Gene Ontology annotation, molecular function: RNA polymerase II complex binding. Bases 688 to 3444 code for a protein of 918 amino acids. Gene Ontology annotation, biological process: regulation of DNA-templated transcription; RNA splicing. The record is from RefSeq and is a predicted model, not a curated record. Gene Ontology annotation, cellular component: DBIRD complex; nucleus.
GGGGCUGCGAGGGCCGGGCAGCAAAGAUGCACAGGCCGAGGAAGGGGCCGAGCCCCCCUAAGGACUGCAAGUCCCGUCUCCCUGGCAACGGCCUCGGCCCUGGGGGCGGGCGGGAGGAGGAGAAACCGCGCGCCUUCGUCCUCCCACGGUGGCCCCACAGCGCCCCGGCCCGGGAGGCCCGGUGCCGGUGACUGCCGAGGCGGGAGCAGAGGCCCAGGGAGAACGGGAGCAGGAGGGCGGGCGGCGCGCUGGCGGAUUCGCGCUCGGCGGAGCCACAGGGCUACCUUCCCACCAGCCCGUCCGGGGAACAACGGGCCGGGCUUCCGGGGAGAGGGCCCGCAUCUCUCCGGCACCAGCCUCCUCCAUUUUCCGGGGCCUAGCUUGGAGCAUUUUGGCGGACGUGUUUGAAUGAAUGAAUGUCAUUGGGGCUCUUCCCAAUCCCCCAGUGUCCCCAAGCAUCUGCGAGUGGUGCGGCGUAGUGAGAGGAACGCUAACUUGGAGACCCGGGUGGGAGUCUCAGUUUUGUCACUAACGGGUUCUAAGACCCUGAGCAAGUCUUUUAAUCUCUUUGAGCUUCAGUUUCCUUUUCUUUCAAACAGCUUGACAGUAUCAUCCACCACUAAGUUAUUGUGAAGGCGAACGGGAACAAUGUUUUUUCUAAGAUUCUGAAAGAGGACAGCAUUCCCAAUGUCCCAGUUUAAGCGCCAGCGGAUCAACCCGCUUCCAGGGGGACGCAACUUCUCAGGCGCAGCUUCAACAUCUCUUUUGGGCCCUCCUCCUGGUUUGCUCACUCCUCCUGUGGCCACAGACCUGUCCCAAAAUGCCAGGCACCUUCAGGGUGGGGAGAAGCAGCGGGUCUUCACUGGCAUUGUUACCAGCUUGCAUGACUACUUUGGGGUGGUGGAUGAAGAGGUCUUUUUUCAGCUAAGUGUGGUGAAGGGCCGGCUGCCCCAGCUGGGUGAGAAGGUGCUGGUGAAGGCUGCAUACAACCCAGGCCAGGCAGUGCCCUGGAAUGCUGUCAAGGUGCAAACGCUCUCCAACCAGCCCCUGCUGAAAUCCCCAGCACCUCCCCUUCUACAUGUGGCAGCCCUGGGCCAGAAGCAAGGGAUUCUGGGAGCUCAGCCCCAGCUGAUCUUCCAGCCUCACCGGAUUCCCCCACUCUUUCCUCAGAAGCCUCUGAGUCUCUUCCAAACAUCCCACACACUGCAUCUGAGCCACCUGAACAGAUUUCCUGCUCGGGGCCCUCACGGACGACUGGAUCCGGGCCGAAGCGAUGACUAUGACUCCAAGAAACGCAAACAGCGGGCUGGUGGAGAGCCUUGGGGUGCUAAGAAACCAAGGCAUGACCUGCCUCCUUACCGGGUCCAUCUCACUCCCUAUACUGUGGACAGCUCCACCUGUGACUUCUUAGAACUCCAGCGCCGCUACCGCAGCCUCCUGGUUCCCUCAGAUUUUCUGGCUGUGGGUCUGAGCUGGUUGUCAGCCUUCCCUCUGAGCCAGCCUUUUUCCCUCCAUCAUCCAAGCCGUAUCCAGGUGUCUUCUGAGAAGGAGCCAGCUCCAGACACUGGUGCCGAGCCCAUCCCUGCAGACAGCGAUCCUGCUUAUAGUUCCAAGGUACUGCUGCUCUCUUCCCCGGGACUGGAGGAAUUGUAUCGUUGCUGCAUGCUCUUUGUGGAUGACAUGGCUGAGCCAAGGGAGACACCAGAACAUCCUUUGAAGCAGAUUAAGUUUUUGCUGGGCCGAAAAGAAGAAGAGGCGGUGCUGGUUGGGGGUGAGUGGUCUCCCUCUCUGGAUGGCCUCGACCCCAAGAGCGACCCGCAGGUGCUAGUCCGCACUGCUAUCCGCUGUGCGCAAGCCCAGACCGGCAUUGACUUGAGCACCUGCACAAAGUGGUGGCGCUUUGCCGAGUUUCAGUACCUGCAGCCGGGCCCCCCGAGGCGGCUGCAGACUGUGGCGGUGUACCUGCCAGACGUCUGGACUAUCAUGCCUACUUUGGAGGAGUGGGAGGCCCUGUGCCAGCAGAAAGCCGCAGAGGCAGCUCCCCCACCCCAGGAGGUGUCCGUGGAAGCAGAGCCUGCAGAACAGGCAGCUGACGCAUCAGAGCAAACAGCAGACACCUCUAAACAGAAUGCAGAGAACCCAGAGGCCACCACCCAGCAGGACAUGGACACUGAUCUCCCAGAGGCCCCUCCACCCCCUCUAGAGCCCGCGGUCAUGGCACGCCCUGGCUGUGUAAACCUGUCCCUCCACAGUAUUGUGGAGGACCGUAGGCCAAAAGAAAGGAUCUCUUUUGAAGUGAUGGUGUUGGCUGAACUGUUUCUGGAGAUGCUGCAGAGGGAUUUUGGCUAUAGGAUUUAUAAGAUGCUGCUGAACCUCCCCGAAAAGAUUGCAGCCCCACCUGAACCUGAGAAGGAGGAGGUGGCCAAGGAAGAAGAAGCAGUCAAGGAAGAGGCUGCCAAGGAGUCCAAGGAUGAGGUACAGAGUGAGGGCACGGCUGCCGAGUCAGACACCCCACCGAAGGAAGAUGGGCUUUUGCCCAAACCUCCAUCUUCUGGGGGAGAGGAAGAAGAGAAACCCCGGGGUGAGGCAUCUGAGGACCUCUGUGAGAUGGCGCUUGACCCGGAACUGCUGCUCCUGAGGGACGACGGAGAGGAGGAGUUCGCAGGGGCCAAGCUGGAGGAUUCUGAGGUCCGGUCGGUUGCCUCAAACCAAUCAGAGAUGGAGUUCUCUUCUCUUCAGGACAUGCCCAAGGAGCUGGACCCCUCUGCUGUGCUCCCUUUGGACUGUCUCCUUGCUUUUGUCUUCUUUGAUGCCAACUGGUGUGGCUACUUGCACCGGCGAGACUUGGAGAGGAUCCUGCUUACCCUUGGGCUCCGGCUCAGUGCUGAGCAGGCCAAACAGCUGGUCAGCAGGGUGGUGACCCAGAACAUUUGCCAGUACCGGAGCCUUCAAUACAGCCGCCAGGAGGGCACGGAUGGUGGGCUUCCCGAGGAGGUGCUCUUUGGAAACCUGGAUCUGCUACCUCCUUCUGGGAAAAGCGCAAAGCCGGGCACUGCCCCCACAGAACACAAGGGCCUGGUGUCCCACAAUGGCAGCCUGAUCAAUGUGGGGAACCUGUUGCAGCGCGCGGAGCAGCAGGACAGCGGACGGCUCUACCUGGAGAACAAGAUUCACACACUGGAACUGAAGCUGGAGGAGAGCCAUAACCGCUUCUCAGCCACUGAAGUCACCAACAAGACACUGGCGGCAGAAAUGCAGGAGCUGCGGAGCCGGCUGGCCGAGGCCGAGGAGACGGCGCGGACAGCUGAGCGGCAGAAGAACCAGCUGCAGCGACUGCUCCAGGAGUUCCGGAGGCGCCUGACCCCUCUGCAGCUGGAGAUGCAGCGGAUGGUGGAAAAGGCGGACAGCUGGGUAGAGAAGGAGGAGCCGGCACCUAGCAACUGAGGGGCUUUGUGCAGGAGCUGCCCUCCCGUGAGGUCAGCGAUGGAGCCUGCUGACGUUCGAGCCCUUUUGGUUCCAGAAAGAAGCUGGAGCAGGACCUGGGAGCCAUAGGCAGGGGUGGCUGACCCCUACGCUCAGCCUCCAGAGAGGAGCUCAGGCCAUCAGGGUGGGGUCUGUGCUAUGUGGGGCGGAUGCGUGAGGAACCCCAGUCCCACUUAACAACUAAAUCCAACACCUUCUGCACCCCUCGAAUGUCAUUUUGCCCUCCACCU